Messenger RNA from Striga hermonthica, 540 nucleotides. The record is from the annotation of a GenBank genome assembly. NCBI's taxonomy places the organism in Eukaryota, Viridiplantae, Streptophyta, Magnoliopsida, Lamiales, Orobanchaceae.
AUGGCUGAAACACACACUCCUUUGCUGAUCAUCUUCACAUUGAUGUUGCUAAUCCAUUUGACCUUCUCAUGGAAAGCAACCCCACCAUUGCCAAUCUUGCCCCUGCCAUCAUAUUCCCAGCUAAAAUGGCAGCAAAGGGAGAUCAUAAUGUUUCUUCAUUUCGGCGUCAACACCUUCACGGGCUCCGAAUGGGGUACCGGGCAGGAAAGCCCAUCCAUUUUUAACCCAACGGGCCUCGAUGCCAACCAAUGGGUCGAUGCUGCGGCCCAAGCCGGUGUCUCGUUGAUGAUACUCACGGCCAAGCAUCAUGAUGGGUUUUGCUUGUGGCCUUCAGAGUACACUGAUCACUCUGUGAUUAGAAGCCCUUGGAAAAAUGGCCGUGGAGAUGUUGUGCUAGAGUUUGUUAACACGGCCAAGGCCCGUGAUAUAGAUGUGGGCUUGUACCUUUCGCCGUGGGACCGUCAUGACCCGAGAUAUGGACAUGUGGAGCUUUACAAUGAGUACUAUUUGGCUCAAUUGCAAGAACUUCUCAACAGGUGA